AUGACCGAAUCGUGCUGCUCCCCUUGCUGCCAGCCUACGUGCUGCAGGACCACCUGCUGCAGGACCACCUGCUGCCAGCCCAGCUGCUGCGGGUGCGGCGGUGGCUGUGGACAAGGCGGCUGCGGGUCCAGCUGCUGUGGGUCCUGCUGCUGCCAGCCUUGCUGCUGCUGCCAGCCUUGCUGCUGCCGCCCAACUUGCUGCCAGACCACCUGCUGCAGGACCACCUGCUGCCGGCCCAGCUGCUGCGGCUGUGGACAAGGCGGCUGCGGGUCCAGCUGCUGUGGGUCCUGCUGCUGCCAGCCUUGCUGCUGCCGCCCAACUUGCUGCCACACCACCUGCUGCAGGACCACCUGCUGCCGGCCCAGCUGCUGUGUGUCCAGCUGCUGUCAGCCCAGCUGCUGUGGGUCCAGCGGCUGCGGACAAACUUGCUGUGGCUCCAGCUGCUGUCAGCCAGCCUGCUGUACCCCUGUGUACUGCAGGAGGACCUGCUACCACCCCACCUGUUGCUGCUUGCCUGGAUGCCUCGCCCAGGGCUGUGGAUCCAGCUGCUGCUAG
Neogale vison (American mink) is the source of this 555-nucleotide messenger RNA. RefSeq names its product keratin-associated protein 9-2-like. NCBI's taxonomy places the organism in Eukaryota, Metazoa, Chordata, Mammalia, Carnivora, Mustelidae. The transcript has a single exon. Gene Ontology annotation, cellular component: keratin filament. The coding region runs from base 1 to 555 and encodes 184 amino acids. The record is from RefSeq and is a predicted model, not a curated record.